AUCAAAAUGGAAGGUCACUACGAGAAUUCUCACCAAUGCCACUGCCAGCUUCUCACGAAGCUGAAAUUGUAUCAAAUAGGCUUAUAAGGGAGGAACUGCAAUAUGAUAUCACUUUCGAACUACAGUCUUUCCAAUCCUUACAUGGAGGGAUGAAUGAUGAUCAACUGAAAGUCUUUAACACCAUAGUUGAAACUUACGACAGUCGACAAGGAGGCUCAUUUUUUGUGUAUGGCAGUGGUGGAACGGGAAAGAUAUAUUUAUGGAAGAGUUUAAUAGCAAAAUUUCGAGCUAAGAAUAAUAUAGUCCUUGCUAUUGCCUCAUCAGGAAUUGCAGCAUUGCUCUUGCCACGAGGACAAACUGCGCACUCACGUUUCAAAAUUCCAUUGAACCCUGAUGAAUUCUCAUGCUGUUCGAUAAACCUCAUAACAGAGUUGGCAAGGUUGAUUCAAGAAGCAUCGUUAAUAAUAUGGGAUGAAGCACCUAUGAUUAGCUGUUAUGCUUUUGAAGCAGUUGACCGAACAUUCAGGGACAUACUAAAAAGUAUUGUGCAUUGUUCAAGAAGCAGGUUAUUUGGUGGAAACCUCUUUGUGCUUGGUGGGGAUUUUAGACAAAUACUGCCCAUUGUUACCAAAGGUAGUCGUGAACAAACGGUGGCCGCUUCAUUACCAAACUCCACCAUUUGGGAUCAUUGCCGUUUUUGCAUCUUACAAGAAAUAUGCGUCUUACAGCGCAAGAUAUCCCUGAUCAAACACGUCAAGAGUUACGUGAUUUUGCAGAGUGGAUAAAAUUAAUCGGUGAAGGAAAAAUACAGGGAACCUCAUUUUCUGAAGGUCGAGAGCCUAAUUGGAUUCAAAUUUCGGAAAGAUUCCUCAUAAGAAAUGGUGAAAGAAGCUUAUACAUGUUAAUUGAAAGCAACGACCCUGAUUUCUCUAAUAAAUAUCAGGAUAUAGGGUACUUACAAGGACGCGCCAUUUUAGCCCCAAAGCAUGAUGAUGUUAAUGAAAUCAAUAAUAUUGUGCUCUCAAUGCUUCCUAGGGAAAUGAGGAUUUACAAUAGUGCUGAUAAGUUGUGUCCUACAGAGCAUGAAAGUAAUGAUCAAGACAUGUAUCCUCCUGAACUUUUGCAUUCUUUGAACUUCCCCGGACUCCCAAAUCAUUGCUUGAAAUUGAAGGUUGGCACACCGAUAAUACUCCUCAUAAAUGUGAACCUAUCCUUGGGGUUAUGUAAUGGCACUCGCCUUAUUGUUGUUAAGAUGAGAAAUCAGGUAAUUGAAGCCAAAGUUGUUACAUGUUCUAGAGCUGGAGAAAUAGUCCAUCUUCACCGUGCUGUCUUAUCACAUUCUUCAACUCAUUCGCCGUUCACAAUGAAAAGAAGACAAUUUCCUAUCAAGUUGGCAUUUUCUAUGACAAUAAAUAAGAGUCAAGGGCAGACUUUGAAGAAUGUUGGGCUUUAUCUACCAAAUUCAUGUUUUUCUCAUGGUCAGUUGUAUGUAGCUCUGUCACGUGUCACCUCUCCACGGGGCUUGAAGAUAUUGAUUGUUAACAAACCCGGUAUGCCAGAUGAUGUCACCCAAAAUAUUGUGUACAAUGAAAUUUAUAAUAGGAUAUCCCAACCCCAGUAAACCCAUCUACCAGUUGCUUUUAGUUGCAUAGUUUGUAAAUAGCUUCUUAAAACAUUUUUUAAGUUGCAAGGACAUUAUCUAUCAGUUUAAUCAUUUCAUGCAUGAUUGCUACCAGUAAUUGUGUUUAAUGUUCACAUGCUAU
Rhododendron vialii is the source of this 1763-nucleotide messenger RNA. RefSeq lists its product as uncharacterized. The coding region runs from base 716 to 1621 and encodes 301 amino acids. The transcript has a single exon. Lineage: Eukaryota; Viridiplantae; Streptophyta; Magnoliopsida; Ericales; Ericaceae. The record is from RefSeq and is a predicted model, not a curated record.